UCUAAGUUUCUGGCCGAGAGGUUAGUGUCGUGGAUUCUAGUCCACGAUGACACAGGUUCAAUCCUGGCUUGGGUACCCAUCUGAAAAACUGUAAACCCUCAAAAAUAAUGAAAAUGUAACAAAAAUUGUAAAGGUUCAAGAGAGGCGCCUUAUAAGCCUCUCUAAUCGCCUAUAGGGCAAAAACAAUAAUAAAAACUCUAAGUGUGAACACUACUGUAGUUUAAAACUACAAUAUAUAGCUGAUAUCAGCUGUUCUUCACGAGAGAAAGUUUUUCUGAGAAAGAAGUUUACAAAUCAAUUAUAAGUGAAUUGUGAUUUUCAAUCAUGUCAUUGAACGAUUUACCUGAUAAUUGUAUUUGGAAGAUCUUCGAAAAUGUCAAUGGGGCCAAAGAUUUGAUUCAAUUGUCUAAAGUUUGUUCGAGAUGGGCCGAUUUAAUUACGUUGAGAUUUAAUCGAGUAAAAUAUCUUCAAAUGAUGGACGUUAAUAGUAUCGAAGGUAAAGUUGAUUAUAUUGAUGCGAACAGUUUGUGGAUCAAUCAUCAUACGAAUUGGAAUGAUUACAAUUUAUUCGCAUUGUUUCCGAAUCUUAAAAUUAUAGAUACUGAGGCCUUAUCAAGAAGUGCAUCUCCCAAUUUGGCAAAAAUUGUCAAAAAUAAUCCAAAAAUAAGAGGGUUAAUCGUACUUUUUGAUUACAUCGGAAACCGUUGUGACGGUACAAAUAUCGAAAUGUGCGCUUCAGAAUUUAAUUUCGAUUAUAAAAAAGUUUUUCGACCUGAUCAGUUAAAACAAGUUCUUUGCUUACAAUUUAACAUGGAUGAUCUUCCUUCAUUCAUUGAAUAUUUUCCGAAUUUGAAGCGACUCAACUUAGAACUCAUUAAUGUGAACGGCGUUUUUUACAAUGGACCGACUUUGUCUUCGUUAAAGAUUCUUGAACUAAGUACAACCAAUUUUUUUGAACAAUUCACUGGAUUUCAUUUGAUGGAUUUUUGUCCAUCUUUGGAAAGUGCUUUCUUUCGUUGUUGGGCAGAGGAUGUUUAUGUAGAUGAAUCGGUAAAGAAUUACAAGCUAAGAGAUUUGGUUAUCGAAUGUCAUAUGCGCCGCGGUUGUUUUUCGCUGCCACGACUUAAAAAACUCUUGUCUAAAUUUCCUAAUUUACAUCAUCUAGCGGUGAGACAUUUUGAUAAGCUCGAUGAUAGAAAUUUAAGAGAAUUGAUAAAUUUAUUACCUGAGUUGAAGAUAUUGGACUUGAGAAGAUUUAAGAAAGUGCCGCAAAAAUCAGUUGAUUUUCUGUCCAAAUAUUGUGUCAAAGAGAAUCGAUCAAUUGUAAUAUAUUACGAUUGUGAAAACGAACCUACCGAAUGGCCUAAAUUGGUAAAUACUCGCGAACCAAUUUGCUAUGGAUUAGAUUUCAUGAAACAUUGUUUCUACAAAAAAUUCAGAUGUCUUCCAGAUCUCAUUGAUGAAUAAAAAUCAACUGACUUGAAUGGUUUAAAAUGUUAACUAAAUCACAAUGUUGAUUAUUCACUACAAGUCUUGUUGGAUAUCUGCAUCGUAUUUAAAAUAAAUCAUAU
Molecule: messenger RNA, 1571 nt
Organism: Panonychus citri (citrus red mite)
Lineage: Eukaryota; Metazoa; Arthropoda; Arachnida; Trombidiformes; Tetranychidae
Exons: 6
Coding region: 325-1467 (380 amino acids)
Molecular function (GO): protein binding
Source: RefSeq, a predicted model, not a curated record